AUGAUGCUAGCAGACGAUUCGGCCAACAACCCCACCGAGAGAAACUGUCGAUACCUCCUAAACAAUUCUACGGGCAAAAGGCCCACUUCAGACAUUGAAAUAGUGGACCGUUUGUACUGCCUGGUUACUGCAACGGCUAAGAUGAUCGCCGAAACACUGUACAUGCACGCCCCAAACAACAAGUCAUUGCACAAACUUAGCGACACCGCGGACGCCCUGCUGUUUCCCUCUGAAGCCCACGGCGGUGUAUUCCAAGGCUUUGACACAAUCUCCAAAUUCAACAAUGCGCCUGCCAUGUUCCAACUUGGCAAGGAAUGUCUCUAUGAACUUGGCAAGCUCAUUACCUCUGGUCUUAAGAAAUAG
Molecule: messenger RNA, 363 nt
Organism: Lasiodiplodia theobromae
Lineage: Eukaryota; Fungi; Ascomycota; Dothideomycetes; Botryosphaeriales; Botryosphaeriaceae
Exons: 2
Coding region: 1-363 (120 amino acids)
Source: RefSeq, a predicted model, not a curated record